CCUGCAAGGUACUUGAAGAAAGAGUUAAACAAAGUUUACCAUUCAAACUGGUUUUAGCUGUUGAUAAAUUUUAAUAUAAUAAAAGAGUUUUUGAAGAAACCAAAAUGGAUACAAUAAACAAAUUAGUUUUAAUUAUUUUAUUUUCAUAUUUUGCAAAAGAAGCUAUAGCUGCAGGUCCAUCUGCUCCGCAGAAGAACUUGACCGAGGAAUUUAUUAAAAACCUUAGAAAUAGUUUUCCUGAUCUGCAAAAAAAGUUAAACACUCAAAGCACUCCAACACUGACUGGUGGAUCUACGAAUGGUGCAGCUGGUGCGUUGGCUGCUGGAGUGCUUGCUAAAGCUCUGGGGAGCACUAAAGGAGGAACUCCAAAAGCAGAUGAUAUUCCUGAGCUAAUAAUAGAAUUUCUGGUAAAAGCUCUAGUAGCGGGAUUGAAAGGAUUAUUAACACCAGUAGCUAUCUUACUGAUAAUAAUUCUGAAAGUCGUUGAAGUGUUGCUAAACGUAGUUCUAUGGAUAGUAGAAGUGCUGCUGAAGACACUUCUCACUGGAUUAGGUUUAGGAGAAUUAGGAACAUCGCUCGUUAACACUCUCAAUCAAGUAAAAGAUCUCGUUGAUACUCUGCUAAAUACAGUUGAAGAUUUACUGGAACAAUUGAGUUAUAUAAAGGACAUCGAAAAAACUACUGGUACCAGAGUAAAGCGUGCCAUCAAAGACAGAGCCUUCGAUUACGCCGGACGAGGUUCCAAAAAAGUUGGCUCUACUGUCUACAACCGUGUAUUAAAGCCCGUUGUUUCACCCUUUGAACCGAUACUUUUACCUUUCAAAAUGAUUUCCAAUUUUUUGAACGACAAACUCUUCACUGAUAUGAAUGAUACAAUUGAUACAAUUGACCCUGCCAACCGUAAGAGACGUGACACUGCACAAUUCACCUUGCGGCAACUGUGGAAAGGAGCAAAAGGCAGCGCUAAAGUUGGUAAAUUUGCUGGGUCCACUGCAAUUAGCACUGCUACCCUUCCAGUAACUUUACCGGUUAAAACGGUUUUUUUACCAGUGAAAGCUGGACUUUUUCCUAUAAAAAAGAUUUUUGGUACAAUGUGGAAAAAAUUUAAAGGUUGACUUAGUUAUUUACAUUUUCAUUCAUAUAUAUUAUAUAAAUUUAUCUACAGAAAAUAAAAUUAUUUGAAGAUUGUAUUCGUUUAUUGCAUAACAUAUUUGUAAUUUCUUGGAAUAAAAUUAUUUUAAAAAAGAGAA
This is a messenger RNA of Cotesia glomerata, 1250 nucleotides long. RefSeq lists its product as uncharacterized. The coding region runs from base 105 to 1115 and encodes 336 amino acids. The record is from RefSeq and is a predicted model, not a curated record. The transcript has 2 exons. NCBI's taxonomy places the organism in Eukaryota, Metazoa, Arthropoda, Insecta, Hymenoptera, Braconidae.